GCAGUUUGGAGGAGGAUGUCGAUGGCUCACAUGAUGGGUGAAAGAGGAGGUGAAUCCAGGAGAGCUGCUUUCUCUCAGACGGCUGGUCAGGAGGUUUGGAGACCCGGUUCUGAUGACCGUGAUCAGGAUCCGCUGCCAGACCCGACCCAGACACAGAGCCAGGAUCUUCCUGGAUAUUUAACACCUCUGUCUUCUGAGUCUGUUUCUGUGUCCACAGGUCAGGCUGACAGGAGGAGGACGAGGAAGAGCGGCAGCCAGAAGAGCCCGGAUGAUGGACGUCCGUUCACUUCAUCUAAACACUCUCGCAGAGACAAAGCUACAGAAUCUAGGAAGAACGGAACGGGUUGUUUCCUCUACAGGCUCUGGAAGGCUGUGAAGUGUGUUUUCUGCUGCUGUUGCCACUGUAGUGCUGUGAAUGUUGUGGAGCCUUUUGUUCCUCCAGCAGAUCUGGAGCCAGAGCCUGAUCCUGAUCCAUCAUCUCCUGCUCCUGAUCACUCCGGCGUCAAGACAAAUAAUGAGUCCUUUGAGUCUCUCUAUAGCGUUAUAAAGAUGAUUGGAUCUGGAGGAUUUGGCAGGGUGUACCAGGGAACACGCAAAUUUGAUGGCAAAAAGGUCAAUCUUACCGAAUUCCUGGGCAUCCCGAACCUCUCGUUACAGAAGUGGCGCUGCUGA
This is a messenger RNA of Rhinichthys klamathensis goyatoka, 672 nucleotides long. RefSeq lists its product as uncharacterized. The record is from RefSeq and is a predicted model, not a curated record. Bases 16 to 672 code for a protein of 218 amino acids. Lineage: Eukaryota; Metazoa; Chordata; Actinopteri; Cypriniformes; Leuciscidae. The transcript is spliced from 5 exons.